Messenger RNA from Fraxinus pennsylvanica, 465 nucleotides. The record is from the annotation of a GenBank genome assembly. Lineage: Eukaryota; Viridiplantae; Streptophyta; Magnoliopsida; Lamiales; Oleaceae.
AUGUCGCCAUCCUCCACCACCUUCAGCAUCACGGCAACCACAAAUUCCUUCUCAACCGCACUUCCCUCGCCCUUCGAAAGUGUCUCUCUCUCCGACAUAGACCUCUGUGCUUCGGCUUAUGAGAUCUUCCUUGCAUCCACUCGCUCAUCCUCCUCCAAACCCCUCACAUACACUUCCAGCAACCAGAGCAAUAAUAAUAGUAAUACUAGCAACAAUGGUAAUUCCUCGAUGAUUAAUGGUAGUAAUUCGAAUAAUUUGUCGCCAUCAUUGCAGAGGUCAUUGACUUCGACACCGGCAUCGAAGAUGAAGAAGGCAUUGGGGCUGAGUUCCAGUUCGAAGUGGGGAUCUGAAGGUAGGAGCCCGGGAAGUAACGGUUCGGGAGGGAAAAUAAAGAAGCCAAUGACUAGAGGGGAGCUAAUGAGAGUGCAGAAGCAGGUUUCUGACGCCAUGGAUUCGAGGAUUUAA